Closterium sp. NIES-65 is the source of this 2061-nucleotide messenger RNA. Lineage: Eukaryota; Viridiplantae; Streptophyta; Zygnematophyceae; Desmidiales; Closteriaceae. The record is from the annotation of a GenBank genome assembly.
AUGCGAGGUUUUUCCACUGCCUGCCUGCUCCCUCUGAUAACGCACCACCCUUCAUCCUCCCUCUCCCUGUGCCUCUGCCGCUCUGCACCGCUCCCAACUCCCAGGUCUUCAGAGUGUAUCCAGGGAAGGACUACGCUGAGCUGCACUAUUCCGGGAGUGCUGUUUGAUACCAUUUCUGUGGGUCCGUUGCCCUCCAAGGGUCACAACCACGAGGUGGUGACUCGCUUCGUGUCGCCCAUCAACAGCAGCAGGACCUUCUACUCCGACUCCAAUGGCCGCAGCUACCUCAAGCGGACCGCCUCCCUUCUCCAUGCCCUCUCCCUUCACCGUUCCCACCCCACCACCCACCCCACCACCAUCCCCACUCCACCACCAUCCCCACCCCACCACCAUCCCCACCCCAUCACCAUCCCCACCCCACCACCGUCCCCACCCCACCACCAUCCCCACCCCACCACCAUCCCCACCCCACCACCAUCCCCACCCCACCACCCCACCAUUCCCACCAUUCCCACCAUUCCCACCACCCCACCACCCCACCACCCCACCAUCCCCACCCCGCCACCCCACUGUCAGGUGGUGGACUACCGGUCCGACUGGCACCUUAACGUCACCGACCCCAUAGCAGGGAACUACUAUCCGAUAACGGUUGGAGCUUUCAUGAAAGACAAAGCAGCCCAGUUGUCGGUGCUUGUGGACCGGGCGGCAGGCGCUGCCAGGCUGGCAUCUGGCCAGAUGGACGUUAUGCUUCACAGCCAUGCUCAUGUUGCAAGCCAUGCUCAUGUUGCAAGCCAUGCUCAUGUUGCAGCCAUGCUCAUGUUGCAAGCCAUGCUCAUGUUGCAAGCCAUGCUCAUGUUGCAAGCCAUGCUCAUGCUGCAAGCCAUGCUCAUGUUGCAAGCCAUGCUUAUGCUGCAAGCCAUGCUCAUGUUGCAAGCCAUGCUCAUGCUGCAAGCCAUGCUCAUGUUGCAAGCCAUGAAGCUGGCAUCGCUGGACGACAAGGGCGUGGGGGAGGCACUGGAGGAGAGGAUCACACUGGGCAACAAGACCCGCUUCCUCACCUUGACUUUUGACACGUCUCAAAAGUCAGCAAUCAUCGUUCCCCUGCCCUGCAAGUUGACUUUUGACACGUCUCAAAAGUCAACAAUCAUCGUUCCCCUGCCCUGCAAGUUGACUUUUGACAUGUCUCAAAAGUCAACAAUCAUCGUUCCCCUGCCCUGCAAGUUGACUUUUGACAUGUCUCAAAAGUCAACAAUCAUCGUUCCCCUACCCUGCAAGUUGACUUUUGACAUGUCUCAAAAGUCAACAAUCAUCGUUCCCCUGCCCUGCAAGUUGACUUUUGAUACGUCUCAAAAGUCAACAAUCAUCGUUCCCCUGCCCUGCAACUUACCUUUCCAUCUCUCCCACCCUACAACAACCGUCUCUCCCACCCUGCAACAACCGUCUCUCCCACCCUGCAACAACCGUCUCUCCCACCCUGCAACAACCGUCUCUCCCACCCUGCAACAACCGUCUCUCCCACCCUGCAACAACCGUCUCUCCCACCCUGCAACAACCGUCUCUCCCACCCUGCAACAACGGUCUCUCCCACCCUGCAACAACCGUCUCUCCCACCCUGCAAAAACCGUCUCUCCCACCCUGCAACAACCGUCUCUCCCACCAUGCAACAACCGUCUCUCCCACCCUGCAACAACGGUCUCUCCCACCCUGCAACAACCGUCUCUCCCACCCUGCAACAACCGUCUCUCCCACCCUGCAACAACCGUCUCUCCCACCCUGCAACAACCGUCUCUCCUACCCUGCAACAACCGUCUCUCCCACCCUGAAACAACUGUCUCUCCCACCCUGCAACAACCGUCUCUCCCACCCUGCAACAACUGUCUCUCCCACCCUGCAACAACCGUCUCUCCCCUUCCCUGUAGGUUGUGGGCUCUCUGCGCUUUGGCCUGCACCCCAACACAGACUCUGAAGAAAGUGCAGGGGAGCAAUGGGGGCAAGGGGGGGAUUGUCUAUGGUUGGGGCGGGGCAGCGAGUGGAGGAGGGAGCAUGCCCAACGGCUCCUAA